AUGGAGCCGUCGAGGCGGGCCCGCGGCUGGCCCGGGGGGGACUUCUUGGCGGGGGCGGGGGCGUGCUGCUUGGCGUGCGUGUUCACGAACCCGCUGGAGGUGGUGAAGACGCGGCUGCAGCUGCAGGGCGAGCUGCGGCGUCGGGGGAGCUACGCGCGGCCCUACCGGGGGGUGGUGCAGGCGCUGCGGGCGGUGAGCCAGGCCGACGGGCUGCGAGGGCUGCAGAAGGGCCUCUCGGCCGGCCUCCUCUACCAGGGCCUGAUGAACGGCGUGCGCUUCGCCGCCUACGCCCGCCUCGAGGACGCCGGCCUCACCCAGCGCCCCGGAGGCACCGUCGGGGCUGGAGCCGGCGCCGGGGCACUCGGAGCCUUCGUGGCCAGCCCGGCCUACUUGGUCAAGACGCACCUCCAAGCGCAGACGGCGGCGGCCUUCUUCGCCGUGGGGCACCAGCACAACCACCAGGGCGUCUGGGCCGCCUUCGGGAGCAUCUACCGGAAGCAGGGGCUGCUGGGCUUGUGGCGGGGGGCGAGCGGAGCGGUGCCCCGGGUCACAGUGGGCUCCGCGGUCCAGCUGGCCACCUUCGCCUCAGCCAAGGAGUGGGUCAGGAAGCACCAGUGGUUGCCCGAAGGCAGCUGGCUGGUGGCCCUGAGCGGGGGCAUGAUCAGCGGCGUGGCUGUGGCCGUGGCCAUGACCCCCUUGGACAUGGUGAGCACCAGACUGUACAACCAGCCGGUGGACGAGAUGGGCAAGGGCAAGCACUACCGGGGUGUCCUGGACUGCUUUGUGCAGGUGGUGGGCAAGGAGGGCUCCGUGGCCCUCUACAAAGGUCUGGGCCCGGCCUACCUCCGCUUGGGGCCGCACACCACCCUCAGCCUCCUCUUCUGGGAUGAACUCCGCCAGCUCACCAGCCUGAACCACCCGGGCACCUGAAGACCCCGCUGGAGGAGGAGGAGAAAGAUUCAGCGGAGGGGAGCAGCACAGAGGCGUGCAGGGAUGCCCCCCAGGGGCGUGGAUUCACCAGAGGCUCCUCUGGGGCAAAUGAGGCGGAUGCCUCCUGGACGGUGGAAGGAGAGCUGGCCACUGGGCCUGGUUGGUUAAGGGGGGGGUUCCAGGCAGCCCCCUGAAAUGGCUGCACAGCUGGCGGGACCCCCCUGCCAUUGGAGUGAGAGCUGCUCCUGACCUCUGCUUUGGGCCAGGAUCCCUGCAAAGGGGGGGCUGAGGACCCCACCUCUUCCAAAUUCACGCUUCUGUUCUUGGACUGAGGGUCAGCGGAGUGCAGCAGCGGCAGAAGGCCCAUCUGGCUCAAGGAGGCCAAAAUCCACCAGGGAGUGGAGUCCCAAGAGCGACGGGCCCAACCCUAAGCGGCUGGGGCAAAGUCUGUUCCAGGGGGGCUGGGCCAGGCCUGGCCUGGAGCAGAACAAAUAAAGAGUCUUCUGCA
Heteronotia binoei (common prickly gecko) is the source of this 1438-nucleotide messenger RNA. RefSeq names its product solute carrier family 25 member 34 (gene SLC25A34). NCBI's taxonomy places the organism in Eukaryota, Metazoa, Chordata, Lepidosauria, Squamata, Gekkonidae. The transcript is spliced from 5 exons. The record is from RefSeq and is a predicted model, not a curated record. Bases 1 to 930 code for a protein of 309 amino acids.